Eriocheir sinensis (Chinese mitten crab) is the source of this 5480-nucleotide messenger RNA. RefSeq names its product LIM/homeobox protein Lhx1-like. The transcript has 9 exons. Gene Ontology annotation, cellular component: nucleus. The record is from RefSeq and is a predicted model, not a curated record. Bases 629 to 2146 code for a protein of 505 amino acids. Gene Ontology annotation, molecular function: DNA-binding transcription factor activity, RNA polymerase II-specific; RNA polymerase II transcription regulatory region sequence-specific DNA binding. NCBI's taxonomy places the organism in Eukaryota, Metazoa, Arthropoda, Malacostraca, Decapoda, Varunidae. Gene Ontology annotation, biological process: regulation of transcription by RNA polymerase II; neuron differentiation.
GUCCAUGACAUCAGCCUCCGAGGGUGUCUCGGUGCCGCCUCCGCCGCCAGCGUGGCCCCGCGUGCCAGCCAGGCCGCGCCCGGCCCCCCGCCACUCGCCGCCGCCCGCGCCCGCCCAGCCAAUGGCGGCCGCGGGCCAGCAUCCCCGGCGCUGGCGGCCCCGCCUUCUGGCCGGGCGGCGCGGCGGGACUGGUUGUUAUGGCAACUGAGGCGGUCCGGGAGGACGCGGCCCCGCCCUCCCCGCCUGCGCCGUGGCUCCGGGCCGCACGAGUGUUAGUGUUAAUGUGAACGGGGCCGAGUUGACACCCGUGAGGGUGAGGCCGCCGUGUUGAGCCUCCGCCUGGCGACUCGCGCUGACCCCCGCCACAGUGAUGCUGCAGCCCGCACGCCCCGCACACCACCACACCCUCGGCGCCACCACACGCCGCUGAGCGUUCCGGCCGCGGCGGAGUGCACGCCGCGCAGUGCGUACCGAAGCAGGCACACGGCCGCCAGCAAGCAGGAAGGCAAGGAGUAGCAGGAGCAGGAGGCGGCAGGAAGGAGUCAGGAGGAGGCAGCCAGGCAGGCGGGCCGGUGUGUGAUGGCCUGAGUUUUCCGCUCCGCACGAGUCGCCGCAACACGCUGCCACCAUGAUCAUUUGUUGUGCGGGCUGCGACAAACCCAUCAUGGACAAGUUCCUGCUGACGGUGCUGGAAAGGACUUGGCACGCGGAGUGUGUGCGCUGCGUGGACUGUGGCUGUGCCCUCACCGACAAGUGCUUCAGCCGCGAGGGAAAACUCUUCUGCAGGAGCGACUUUUUCAGGUUGGUGUCGGAAGCAGAUGGCUGGCAACCGCGGUUCGGGACCAAGUGUUCGGGGUGUCUGCAGGGCAUCUCUCCGCAGGACCUGGUGAGGAAGGCCCGCGACCGCGUCUUCCACCUCAAGUGCUUCACCUGCUGCGUCUGCCGCAAGCAGCUCUCCACCGGCGAGGAACUCUACGUGCUCGACGAGAACAAAUUCAUCUGUAAACAAGACUACAUGGGCGGCAAGGCCAUGUCGGACUCCUUCCCCGGCGGGUCUGACGACGAGGAGGAGGAGUCCAUGGACGUCAAGCCGCCCGUGGAGACCAACAACAACACCAGCACGCCCCCGGUGGGCACCCAGGGGCCCAUCCCCACGCCCGCCCUCACAGCCAACCCCAGCGCCCUGGUGUCCUCGCCCUCGGGCCCCAACACGCCCACGGGGGGAGCGGGGCUCCCGGUGGCCAUGAUGAGCAGCGGGCGGCCCGGCACGCCCACAAGGCCCCUCGGGGUCGUGCCGCCCACCAGCACCACGCCGCUGCUCGAGUCCAUGAGUGUGGGCGAGUCCAAGGUCAACACUCCCUUCGCGGGCUUCAACGUGAGUAUGUGCGGGGUGAGUAUUUCCCGCGACACGCCGCCAACGGACAAGGACGGCGGCAACUUCCACGACUCUGACGUGUCUGACGCGGAGGGCAGCAGCGAGGCGAAGGAGCAGGGCAGCAGCGCGGAGGCCAAGCUGGCGGACGACGAGAAGGGUGGGAACAAACGGCGGGGACCCAGGACCACUAUCAAGGCGAAGCAGCUGGAAAUCCUCAAGACUGCCUUCGCCUCCACGCCCAAGCCCACGAGACACAUCCGGGAGCAGCUGGCCAAGGAGACGGGCCUCCCCAUGCGGGUCAUACAGGUGUGGUUCCAGAACAAAAGGAGCAAGGAGCGGCGCAUGAAGCAGCUCUCGUCCAUGGGCAUGCGCGCGCACCUCUUCGGCAACCCAAGGAAGCUGCGCGGGAUGAGGAUGUCGCCUAGCAUGGAGGACGGCUUUCCCUACUACGGAGACGCCUUCGGGUACGGUCCCCAGGGCUUCCACGACUUCUUCCCUGGCCAGGGUCCCCCGCCUCCCCCCGGCAUGAGUUUCCCGCAUGGCCUGCCCCCGUCCAUGGAGCAGCCGCUACCUCCUGGGGGUCCCAUGAGUGACUUCCCGGGCCUGGGUGGACUGGGGGCGCCGCCGGUGUCUGAGGGCGGCCACUUCAUGACGCAGCCCCCCGACAUGCUCUCCCUGUCCCAGCGGUCAUCCCCCGAGGGCAUGAUCAUGGCGCACGGGGGUCAGGGAGGCAACUUUGACCACCAGGUGAACGAGGGUCUGGUGUGGUGACAUGAAGCUGACCUCUGAUGACGCACCAGGCCCUUCGAGGUGCUCUCCAGCGACGUCGCCAGAGGAAUGUCUCCACUGCUCUCCUGUUACCUGCCAACACCUCCACCACCUCCACCGCCUCCACCACCUGGGCAGCGCGGUGUUCAGCCCUCGCCCCCGCCACCCACCCCACACUGACCACUCCGGCUUCCCUACCCUGCCCUGCCCCAGGAGGUUAAAUGUUCAAAGUAACCAACCACCUUACGCGUCGCCACCAGGAGGGAGUGUCACCAAGGGGCACCAAAUCGUCACUAUAUUAUAGAGUUCGUGGCUGAAAUCAAGGUCAGGUCAUGUCGUGCUCUCUUUUACCUUGGCUUGAGUGUUCUGCUGCAGAGAUCCGGAGAACGCUUGUGGCAUCCCUAGCAGCCUCAGGCACUUCCAAAGGCGUUUUGAGGAGUCACACACUCACAGUCGAUCCCAGAACGGACCUCCAACGCAGCUCAUGUUCUCUCUGGUAAAACUUCGCCCUCCAUGACAAAAAGGAAAGAUUUUAAAGAGAAAUAUAAAGCAUUCGUUGCUACGUGGAGCUGGUGGAGUCUGUCUGGCACGGCUGUCACCGCCGCCACAAAACAUGAUCAAAGGGAUGUUGAAAAAUGGUCCCGAUCAUUCACUUGAGAGGAUGGAUUAUAUCCCUCGUACAUUAGUGUGAUUACGGUGAACAAGAAACUGUGUAAAUAUAUAAUAUACGAAGUGUCGGAGUGUCGUUUGCACUGGGAAAGUAAUCGAGUGGUUGAGGGAAAUUAUUGUAUCCAGCAGCUACGAAAUUAAUUUUGGUUUGCCCGCUGACGGGUCUGGUUUAUACGUACGUGGUGCCGCAACAUGGUGCAGAAAAGUAAACUAAGGAAAGAAAUUUAUAGAAACAAUCAUUGAAAAACUAUGAAGUAAAAGGUAAAUGAAACGAAGCAAUAGUUCGAAGUGUCUCGCCAGGCACUGCUCGAGCUGUCCUCCAGACAUUCGCGCACACGCAGCGCUGACGUGGACUGAGUGAGUGUCUGUGUCUGUUCUAUGUUCCUAUGUCUAGAUGUAGCGUUGCUGGCUGAGGAAUCGCGCACACAAAGGUAAUAAUUUAUGUAGCUUCUGCCCCUUUAUUGAAAACCACCCGGGCGCCAGGCGCUUCCCGUGGCCCAGUGAAGGUAGUGAGGGGCGGGGCGUGGCGGCCCGGGCCAGGAGCACCUGCAGCUCUUCCCCAGCCAGCUACUUCCUUUCAAAAGCAGCUUCAGUUUUCACAUCCCUCUAUUUGAGCCCACCUACCCCUUUAUCAUUGCCCAGCCGUGCGAAAUAUGCUCCUAGAGAAGCUAUUUUGGUGGCCCGCGAGUGUGCCUAAGAGCCCCCUUGUCUCUCCCCAGGGCCUAAUAUUCUCAGUUGUCUAUUCCAUAUCUUUUCAGUUUUUGAGGAGACUUUUUAACCCUUGCAAGAUCUUGUUUUGGGAUAAUAUUCACGAAAGCGUAGCCUCCUCUGGCGGCGGCCGCGGCGGCGGUCCAGCCGGUGUUGCGAGAAAUAUCUCCUCGCAGAAAUAAAUCGUAUAUACAUGGGGGAGGGCGCAGCCCCCCCCCCUGGUUAGGAGGUUAUGUAAAGUUCGGUUGGAGUAGUUUAGAUAUGCUCCCCCACCCAAAACCCUCGAUUUCCCACGGGUGUCCAAGUUGAACCUCUCUGCGAGCUAUUUUGCGGUGGCGGCGGCGGGUCCCGGAGAAAAAUACUAUCUCCAUGAUAAACAGCAUCAUAUUUUGUCCAGAAAUAAGCAGUCACCAUCUCGAAAUUGGUAGGCUACACAUUCGUGAAUAUUCCCCCUUGUUUUGGUAUGCACCUUUGUGGCAUCCUUUGGUGUAGCUUUUUUAACAAUCGGCCCUCAAGUUCUCCAUAGCUUAGGGGCACCAGGUCUAAAUAUGGCACUGCAUGAUUUGCAUGAUAGCUACACAACCACAGAGUUCAUGACAAUUCUGCAUACAUGACCAAUCAGUUUCAAAGAUGGACGAGAGAGGAGAAGCUAGUAACUAGACCAAACGCCUCAAAAUGUGUGAAAAUAUUAGUUCUCAAUUAUGUUGAAGAUGGGGAGGGGAGGGGCCUCAGCAGCUUACACAAAGAAAGAAUUCCAUCAGGUAACAACACUACGAGAAAAGCAGUGUUCAGGGUCCAUGUUGGGAUAUGCAGAAGGAAAUCUUGAUUAUUUUGACCGAGUUAUCAUGCCCAAGGACUCGCUGAAUAUCUGAUAUGUUAGCCCCUUCUACCCAAGGUUACGUUUAUAUUUAAUAUCGGGAUAUCUUAGAUGAGUAUGAAGUGGGAAUUGCAUGGAAAAAACUCAUUUGAAUUAAUAGUAAAAUGGAAGUUCCUUCAGAGCCUUUUGUUCCUACUUGAAGAUGUUUGCGUCGGCUCAUUUUACAAAGGUAUACACUAAGUGGUGAUGUGUCGCAUCUGGGCCAGAACAAUGUCACUGAUGCCACAGUAGAGGAACUACAUACUGUAGUUUCCCAAAGAUCAUGAGGCAAGGCAGUGACAAAUUUAAAUAUGAUUCUCUGCUAUAUUUAAUGUACAACAAUAUCUGGGCCUCCAAUGGUCAGACUUCUCCGCAGUGCAGUGGUGAGUGUCCUUAACUAUGAAUCUGCAGGCCUGGGUUCGAAUCCUAGCCUGGGCAGUCGACAUGCAGCGCACUCAGCUGUUCAUCCUUCUUUUCAGGAUGGUCGGUAUAUGGGUACCUAGGGAAACCUGGGGAAGGUAAACUGUGGUAACCCAGAUGUUACACUGGCCCUGUGUCAGGUUAAUGGGUUCUUUCCCACCACAGACUCAAAGAGCCCAUGGAAUGGAGUUGAGCCAUAUGCAUCUAUAGCACAUACUCCCAAUUUUUUUAAAUCUGGGCUUCAUGAACGUAAGGCACUUGAGCUGCACUGGCAUUACUGGCACUGCAGUGAGCAUACGGGGUUUUCAAAGGGGCUUCACAGGCACUAUCCUUUCUGUUAUUACCUCUCCUCUCCUAUAUCCUCCCUUUUGUACUUCCCAAAGAUUCAAAGAGGAGUAUAGGCCAUACCUCGUUUCCCUUUGUAAUGUCAUCCAUGGGAAUAUAUUUAUGAAAGAAAGAGCUGUGUACCACUUAUCAUCUUGGACACUUAAACGCCAGAUCUUAAGCUGGAACACGUUUUCAUAUUUUGCAAUUUCUUGGUGCAAAUGUUCAUCUCAGAAAAUCCAGUAUAGAAAAGAGUUAAUUACUACCUUAGCCCAGGAGAAUAAUUCAUGCAGAGUUUUUUGUAUUUUUAUUUCCAGCCUUGAGUGAAGUUUAUUUGUCCAUUAAAUAUUUUUGACGUAC